This is a messenger RNA of Momordica charantia (bitter melon), 1928 nucleotides long. It is a transcript of the gene GLA1, whose product is annotated as Folylpolyglutamate synthetase family protein. Lineage: Eukaryota; Viridiplantae; Streptophyta; Magnoliopsida; Cucurbitales; Cucurbitaceae. The record is from RefSeq and is a predicted model, not a curated record. Gene Ontology annotation, molecular function: ATP binding; tetrahydrofolylpolyglutamate synthase activity; dihydrofolate synthase activity. Gene Ontology annotation, cellular component: cytoplasm. Gene Ontology annotation, biological process: folic acid-containing compound biosynthetic process.
UCAACAAUUUUUAUAGCCGAGGAUUGUCGCAAGUUUCGCUCUGUUAGUGUUGGCCACUCUUCCAGCUCGUACUUCGCACUGCCUACUAGUUUUUCCCCAAGAAAAAAAAUAUUCUAUGAUUUCAGAAUGAAUGUCUUCAAAUAUCAUCGCCGUUAUCGCCCACAAAUUCUCGGAGGGCUUCUCCUAAAUUUUUUGGUGGGUGAAGGGCCUUCUAUCAGUUGCAGAAUAGGGUCUAAACAAUGCUUUGCCACCCACUCAGAAGAUCUAGAGCUAACGGAAUUCAUGGAAUACUUGGAUUCCUUGAAGAACUACGAGAAGUUGGGUGUGCCCAGAGGCGCCGGGACGGAUUCUGAUGAUGGGUUCGAUCUCGGAAGGAUGAGAAGACUGAUGGAGCGGCUGGGUAAUCCACAAUCCAAGUUUAAGGCCAUUCACAUUGCGGGAACCAAGGGAAAAGGGUCGACUGCUGCCUUCCUGUCUAACAUUUUACGAGCAGAGGGAUACUCUGUUGGCUGUUAUACUAGUCCUCAUAUUGAAACUAUAAGGGAACGUAUUUCACUCGGAAGAUCUGGAGAGAUGGUCUCUGGGAAGGCACUAAACUCUCUUUUCAAAAGGAACAAAGAGUUUCUUGACCAGUCAGUUGAAUUUGAAAAUGGGCGUAUUAGUCAUUUCGAGGUCCUUACUGCUAUGGCAUUCUCACUCUUUGCACAAGAGAAUGUUGAUGUUGCAGUCAUUGAGGCUGGACUUGGUGGUGCACGAGAUGCAACAAACAUAAUUUGCAGCUCUAGACUUGCUGCUGCAGUCAUAACUUCAAUUGGAGAGGAACACAUGGCUGCCCUAGGUGGCUCUUUGGAGAGCAUUGCAAUGGCAAAGGCUGGAAUAAUUAAACACGGUUGUCCGACUAUAUUGGGUGGUCCUUUCCUUCCAAGUAUUGAGUGCAUUCUUCACGAUAAAGCAUUAUCCAUGUCUUCGUAUGUAAUAUCUGCCUCAUAUCCUGGACAUAGAAGUACUAUAAAAGGUGUAAGCCUGCUUGAUGGAAGACUUUGCCAAUGCUGCGACAUAGUAAUUCAAAUAGACAAUGAAUUCAUUGAGUUAUUGGAUGUCAACCUCCGCAUGCUUGGACGUCAUCAACUUCAGAACGCAGCAACUGCAACUUGUGCUAUUCUCACUCUCCGCAAUUUAGGUUGGAGAAUUUCGGAUUCCUCAAUUAAGACUGGACUAGAGCAAACAUUCUUGGUCGGUAGGAGCCAUUUCUUAUCAGCAAAGGAGGCUGGGGUUCUUGGACUACCUGGAGCAACAAUAUUGCUGGAUGGAGCCCACACCAAAGACUCUGCCAAAGCAUUAGUGGACACCAUUCAGAUGACUUUUCCGGAGGCACGGUUGGCUCUCGUGGUUGCAAUGGCUAGCGAUAAGGAUCACGUUGGUUUUGCCAGAGAAUUUCUUCAAGGUGGAAAAUUGGAGUCCAUUAUCUUGACUGAAGCUAAUAUUGGUGGAGGCAAAUCAAGGACAACUUCAGCUGCCAUUCUAAGAGACUGCUGGAUCCAAGCAGCCAAUGAAUUGGGGAUCCCAAUUUCUCUAGAAACUAAAGAUGCACUGGUCUCCUCCACAAGCAAACUCGAAAGCAGACCGAUAUUAACUACCGAGACCUCGUUAUUACAUGCCAUGAAAAUUGCUGCUGAGAUUCUCAAGCAGAGAACGGAAGGGCGAGCAGGUCUUACCGUAGUAACUGGGUCGCUGCAUGCUGUUUCAAUGGUGUUAUCUUCUCUCCAUUCUUGAAGUAGUUACAUAUGAAAGCACUUCAUUUGGAUGUACUUUCAAGCAAAGUUCCCGAGUCUAAAAAUCAUUGUGGUAGAAUGUUUCCCAUAAAUUCAAUGAGGUGUAAACUUAAUGGCACAGAAAAGUAAUAAAAUUUGGUUCCAUUUAUGGUCAAA